CGUCGCUGAAGCCAGGAAGCAGGGAAGGAAGGUUGCACUUGCGCGUUUAUGUGACGUCAAGACACAGACGACAACAUCGGGGCUGCUAAUUUCAAGUAGUAAAACGCCAUAUACUGGUGUUUUUAAAGCGGCGGAUCGGCUGGUAAGCCUGCAGCAGGACUGGUGGAGUAAUGGCAAUGACAGAGCAGAGCCCAUGCUUCCCAAUGAGCAAUCACACAAAGGAACGAGUCACUAUGACCAAAAUGACAUUGGAAAACUUCUACAGUAACCUUAUCGCACAACAUGAGGAACGGGAGUUGAGGCAGAAGAGACUAGAAAAAGUCAUGGAUGAGGAAGGAUUAAGAGAUGAAGAGAAAAAGAUGAGACGGUCAGCACAUGCUCGAAAAGAGACAGAGUUUCUUCGACUGAAACGGACAAGGUUGGGGCUAGAGGAUUUUGAAUCCUUAAAAGUGAUUGGAAGAGGUGCUUUCGGAGAGGUCAGACUGGUUCAAAAGAAAGACACUGGACAUGUAUAUGCCAUGAAAAUAUUACGUAAAUCUGAUAUGCUGGAAAAAGAACAGGUUGGACACAUUCGUGCAGAACGAGAUAUACUGGUUGAGGCUGACAGCUUGUGGGUGGUGAAAAUGUUUUAUAGCUUUCAGGACAAGCUCAACCUUUACCUUAUUAUGGAAUUCCUACCUGGAGGUGACAUGAUGACCUUGUUAAUGAAAAAAGACACCCUAACGGAGGAAGAAACACAGUUUUACAUUGCUGAGACUGUGCUGGCAAUUGAUUCAAUCCACCAGCUGGGGUUCAUCCACAGGGAUAUCAAACCAGAUAAUCUCCUUUUGGAUAGCAAGGGACAUGUCAAGCUCUCCGAUUUUGGCCUUUGUACUGGUCUGAAAAAGGCUCAUCGGACUGAUUUCUAUAGGAAUUUAAAUCAUAGUCUGCCAAGUGACUUCAGUUUUCAAAAUAUGAAUUCCAAAAGGAAAGCAGAGACCUGGAAAAGAAACAGACGGCAGCUGGCAUUUUCUACAGUUGGUACUCCAGACUACAUUGCUCCAGAAGUGUUCCUGCAAACUGGCUACAAUAAGCUGUGUGACUGGUGGUCAUUAGGGGUCAUUAUGUAUGAGAUGUUGAUUGGUUAUCCUCCUUUUUGUUCUGAAACUCCACAAGAAACAUACAAGAAAGUUAUGAACUGGAAAGAGACUUUAACAUUUCCACCUGAAGUUCCUAUUUCAGAAAAGGCAAAAGACCUUAUUUUACGAUUUUGCUGCGAAUGGGAGCAACGAAUUGGAGCUUCGGGUGUAGAAGAGAUAAAGACCAACCCUUUCUUUGAAGCAGUUGACUGGGAACAUAUAAGGGAAAGACCUGCAGCUAUUCCUAUUGAAAUAAAAAGCAUUGACGACACUUCAAAUUUUGAUGAAUUUCCAGAUUCAGAUAUUCUUAAACCAAUGAGUGUGGCCAGCAAUCAUCCUGACACAGAUUUCAAAAACAAGGACUGGGUCUUUAUCAACUACACAUAUAAGCGCUUUGAAGGACUUACAGCAAGAGGUGCCCUUCCAUCCUUUAUUAAACCAAAGAAAUGAAGCAUUUUUGGAUAGGACAUGUUUGCUUCAUUGCUGUCUCUCUCCUAGCCUGGAACCUUUAGAGCAUAUGGGUGCCUUUAAACAAUGCAGCAUACAAAAAAGGACAACCAAGCUUCUAGAAUUUUUGAUAUUGUUUGUUUCCUGGAAAACUAUAUAACCUGUCACUUUUCUCAGAAGAAGAGAUUCUCAUGCACAGCCACUUAAGGUCCAUCCGUCGAUGUUCAAUAUUUUUGUUUGAAAUUUGAAACCAAGAAACAUGCCGUUUUCACAGCACUUCAGAUCUUUGUUUUUUGUUAUAAUUUGCAAAUACUUGACUAAGAGAUCAUGGUGUAUUUUCAUUUUGAGCAUGGACAGUUUGCUGAUUCUAUAGACGGAUUAUUUACACUGGGUUUAGUUUACUUGUAGAUAUCUUGUAACCUCACAGAGCCCCAGUAUGAGACCGUAAGAUGCUUUUAAACACUUAUUUUUGAAUGUCUGAUUUAGUUUUCAUACUUCUCAUUUAAGAAAAAAAACAUCCUUUGUAAAGAGUUGGUUCUAUGCAGACAAGCAAAUGAAUUGCUAUAAUUCCAUUAACCUUACAAGGCACAUAAUUAUGAGACGCACUUCAACCUGAUGGUUUCUCUAAUUUUGGAACUAGAGUUUUUCUUUGUUAUUAAAGUGAACUUGCUUUUC
Molecule: messenger RNA, 2240 nt
Organism: Spea bombifrons (plains spadefoot toad)
Lineage: Eukaryota; Metazoa; Chordata; Amphibia; Anura; Pelobatidae
Product: serine/threonine-protein kinase 38
Exons: 14
Coding region: 171-1568 (465 amino acids)
Biological process (GO): peptidyl-serine phosphorylation; intracellular signal transduction
Molecular function (GO): protein serine/threonine kinase activity; ATP binding
Source: RefSeq, a predicted model, not a curated record